CACUCUCCUCCCACAGGCAGCCCAAGACAAGGAGACGGCAGAGGCAGUAGGGACCCCGGGGGGGGGGCAUGGGGAGGGGGGUCCCCAAUCCCAGGCAGGAGGUGCUGGGGGCUGUCAUUCCCCCCCCCCGCGCCCCCAGCCCCGUGUCCCCGAAGCUCCCCGUGUACAUGGCACUGCUGGCCUGCGGCUGCCAGGUCCGGCUGCAGCUGCAGGCACUGCUGGCUGAGGCGGCUGCCCUGGACGAGCGCUUCUACCUCAAGGCCCUGCAGCUCCCCAACCACACCCACUCCGAGGCACCCAUCGGGGAUGAGAGCCAGGCCCGUGUGCUGGAGGUGGUAGGAGAGAAGCCAGUGUUUGACUUCAAGCCGAAGGGACACCUGGAGCUGGGUGAGGGACUGGACAUCAUCUGCCAGCGGCGCCUGUCGCACAUCUCGGGGCACCGCUCCUACUACCUGUGCGGAGCUGGCAUGCUGCUGCAGCACGCACUCGUGCGCUUCGCCAUGGCCAAGCUGCUGCCCAAGGAGGGCUGUGGCAUGCAGCCCAACACCACCCCCUCACCCAUCUACAUCAACCCCUCCCACUUUGAGGACCUCUGCCUGGAUGGCACCUCUGAGGUGGGGAUCACAGGGUACUUCAUGAACCACACCGUGUGGCUGGAGGACUUGCCCAUCAGCACCUGCUACUGGGCCGAGACCAACACAGGGCGGGAGCCAUGGGGGCUCUACCGUAUCCACCAGUUCACCAAGGUGGAGAUGUUCAGGGUGACAGCGGCAGAAAGUGGGGAUGAGUGUGAGGUGCUGCUGGCUGAAUUUCUGGCUCUACAGAAGGAAAUCUCUGAGCUGGGACUGCAUUACCGUGUCCUCAACAUGCCCACGCAGAAGCUGGGGCUCCCUGCCUACCGCAAGUUCAAUAUCGAAGCCUGGAUACCCAGACAGGGCAAAUAUGGGGAGAUCUCCAGCACCUCCAACUGCACCGACUACCAGAGCUGGCACCUGAACAUCAUGUACAGCAACAGGGCUGGGCAGUUACAGCACACACACACGGUGAACAGCACCACCUGUGCUGUCUCCCAGAUGCUCAUUGCUCUCCUGGAGUGCAACCAGCUACUGGACGGCCGCAUCCACGUGCCCCCCGCCCUGCAGCCCCUCAUUGGCCAGGCCGUGUUCACCCAGCCCCCAGCCCCCCUGCUGCGCUACAUCGGCCUUAACCAGCCCCGGGGGGGGCCGCAAGGUGCCCUGAGCCGGGGGGGGAUGACCCCCAGGUGGCCCCAGUGUCCCCACGAGACACCCCAAGCAUGGGGGGGGGGCACCUAAGGUGGCUCCUGCACUAGAUGGGACACGGAAGCAGAAGG
Molecule: messenger RNA, 1351 nt
Organism: Aquila chrysaetos chrysaetos
Lineage: Eukaryota; Metazoa; Chordata; Aves; Accipitriformes; Accipitridae
Product: serine--tRNA ligase, mitochondrial-like
Exons: 12
Coding region: 69-1313 (414 amino acids)
Biological process (GO): mitochondrial seryl-tRNA aminoacylation
Cellular component (GO): mitochondrion
Molecular function (GO): tRNA binding; ATP binding; serine-tRNA ligase activity
Source: RefSeq, a predicted model, not a curated record